This is a messenger RNA of Austrofundulus limnaeus, 2978 nucleotides long. It is a transcript of the gene zap70, whose product is annotated as zeta chain of T cell receptor associated protein kinase 70. Gene Ontology annotation, biological process: protein phosphorylation; intracellular signal transduction. Lineage: Eukaryota; Metazoa; Chordata; Actinopteri; Cyprinodontiformes; Rivulidae. Gene Ontology annotation, cellular component: cytoplasm. The record is from RefSeq and is a predicted model, not a curated record. Gene Ontology annotation, molecular function: ATP binding; non-membrane spanning protein tyrosine kinase activity. The transcript has 12 exons. Bases 136 to 2133 code for a protein of 665 amino acids.
UGUCUCUUCCAGACACACGAUUCCUCCCAGCUCCUCGCUGCAGAGCCUCCGUCUGAUAAGGUUGUCCUGUUAGAAAAAGCCUGAGAGGAGCAGGAAAGGUGAGGGUUUYAUGGGUUUUUAAUUUGGUUAAUCARGAUGAAUAGAGUGGAAGAUGUUGGAAAAAGGUCAGAGGUCACGAGGUGGACUGAAACUCGGAAAUCCCUAAAAUGUAUUUUCUCUUCCCCUCUUUCUUUCAGUCUCUUUAGUUUACCUCCACUAACUCCAUCUGCAGGACUCCCAAGACCAGGUCCAGCUCGACUCUCMCAGGCUCUCACCAUGUCCGUCGACCCCGCGGUCGAGCUGCCUUUCUUCUACGGCAGCAUCAGCCGCUCCGACGCCGAGCAGAACCUGAAGCUGGCCGGCAUGGCCGACGGCCUCUUCUUGCUGCGACAGUGCCUCCGCAGUCUGGGGGGCUACGUCCUGUCCGUGGUGUGGAGCCUGGAGUUCCACCACUACUCCAUAGAGAAGCAGCUCAACGGGACGUACUGCAUCCCGGGAGGCAAGCCUCACUGCGGGCCCGGAGAGCUCUGCGAGUUCUACAGCAAGGACGCCGACGGGCUGGUGUGUCCCCUGAGGAAGCCCUGCCUGCGCCCCGCGGACACGCCAAUAAAGACCGGCGUCUUUGACAAGAUGAGGGAGAACAUGCUGAGGGAGUACGUGAAGCAGACCUGGAAUCUGGAGGGAGAAGCCAUGGAGCAGGCCAUCAUCAGUCAGGCUCCUCAGCUGGAGAAGCUGAUUGCCACCACAGCACACGAGAAGAUGCCUUGGUAUCACGGCAAAAUUAACCGCCAUGAAGGAGAGAGGAGGCUUUACUCCGGAGCUCAACCAGACGGCAAGUUUCUAGUCAGAGACAAAGAGGAGGCCGGUUCGUUCGCUCUCUCUGUCAUGUAUGGGAAAACAGUUUACCACUACCAGAUCAUCCUGGACAAAUCUGGGAAGCUGUCCAUGCCAGAGGGCACAAAGUUUGACACGAUCUGGCAGCUGGUUGAGUAYCUGAAGAUGAAACCUGAUGGUCUGGUGACUGUCCUCAGUGAGGCCUGCGUCAAUGGCAGAACUUCUGAGAAGACUCCCCGUCUUCCUGCAACAAGGGGAGCUGGGGCAAACGGUUACACACCGCCACCUCGAGCUGCUGCAGCUGCCUCGAGCGCAGCGACCCUUCUGCCCAUGGACUGCGAGGGCUUUAAUCCGUAUCACAACCCGAAUGAUAUCAAGAGAUUUAACAUCCUGAGGGAAAACCUGCUGAUGGAUGAGGUGGAGCUCGGCUCUGGGAACUUCGGCUGCGUCAAGAAAGGAAGCCUCACCAUGGAAUCGGGCCAGAUAGAUGUGGCUGUAAAAAUGCUGAAGAGCGACAACGAGAGGGGGGUGAAGGAGGAGAUGAUGAGGGAGGCAGAGAUCAUGCACCAGCUGGACAACCCCUUCAUCGUCCGAAUGCUGGGCCUGUGCAGCGAUGAAUGUCUGAUGCUCGUCAUGGAGAUGGCUGCUGCUGGUCCCCUCAACAAAUACCUCUCCAGCAAUAAGGAUUCAGUGAGUGUGGAGAACAUUGUGGACCUAAUGCACCAGGUGGCAAUGGGGAUGAAGUAUCUGGAAGAGAAAAACUUUGUGCACAGAGAUCUGGCAGCUCGUAACGUCCUGCUCGUCAACGCACGGUUCGCCAAAAUCAGUGACUUUGGGCUGUCCAAGGCGCUGGGAGCUGACGACAACUACUACAAAGCUCGKACUGCAGGCAAAUGGCCGCUGAAGUGGUACGCUCCAGAAUGUAUACUCUACCACAAAUUCUCCAGCAAAAGCGACGUGUGGAGUUACGGCAUCACCAUGUGGGAGGCCUUUUCCUAUGGAGGGAAACCCUACAAGAAAAUGAAAGGUCCCGAUGUGACACGCUUCAUCGAAAGCGGCGGUCGUUUAGAGUGUCCAGCAGCAUGUCCAGAGAGAAUGUACACACUGAUGAAAGAGUGCUGGACUCAUUCGCAAGACGAGCGCCCCGACUUCAAGAAGGUGGCGGAAUCCAUGAAGUCCUAUCAUUACUCCAUAUCCGGAAAGGCCAAGCCUGAAGGAGCCGCUGACGUGCCUACCAAGCAGACCGAAAAAAAGAAAUAAAAGGCACAUUCUGUCCCAUUGCUGCACAAAGCCUCCUUUCAAACCAAUCAAUAAACUCCCAAAAACAAAGAGUGUUUUCUGAGUCGUGCACACUGACCAGCUUUGACUACAGUUCAGAUACAUGCAGGCCUCCGUGGUAAUAAAUGUGCAUGUGUCAGCUGAAGGAUUUGUAAGGAGGUUCUCUGUUUGUCUGUCAUGGUUUGAAUGUUAAACGUCUUCGCCGCCAUGAAUGAAUGAAUGAAUUUCUUCUGUCGUGAGCCUGGCUUCUUGGUGUUUUUUUUUUUCUUGAUAGAGUUUAUUUCUCUGUGUUUCCUUUGAGAUUCAUUGUUAGGGUUUUGUUUCGUGUGAUGUUUAUUUUAAUUUGUUCCAUUGUUUUCCUGUGUUUCCGGUCAUUGUGCUUUACGCCCUGUCUGGUUCUCCUUUGAUAUUUUCAUAUUGUAUUAUAUUUUAAUGAUAAUUUAAAUCUUGUUUUCAUUUGAACACCUGUUGGUCCGUACUUCCGGGAUGGAAACAACUUCUGUAUUCUGGUAUUUAGGAUCAGGGGCGGAGUCASACAGGUGGCACCCCUGGCACCUGAUUGGCCACCCCCAGGUGCCACCUCCAAAUAAAUGACACAUGGAUGGGGAUCUUGGUUUUUGCAUUUCCAUUUAAAUAUUGUUCCCUGAUACUACUGUACUAUAUACAUUUUCAGCUGUGUAUGUUUUAAAAUGGCUGAAUUAUAGCCCUUUGUAAAAUAAGCAUUACUGGUUAGCUUCAUUUAAGAUUAGCAUUGGUGAUUAUUCUUAGCUAAUACACAACAAAUUUAAUCUCAAUAAGUCUUAAAAUUCCUGAGUUGUAACCUUUUA